This is a messenger RNA of Brachypodium distachyon (stiff brome), 564 nucleotides long. RefSeq lists its product as uncharacterized. The transcript has a single exon. Bases 1 to 564 code for a protein of 187 amino acids. Lineage: Eukaryota; Viridiplantae; Streptophyta; Magnoliopsida; Poales; Poaceae. The record is from RefSeq and is a predicted model, not a curated record.
AUGAAGGACGGGUUGUGUAAGAACCUAUACCCGAGGCUAUUCAACAGUACCACCAUCCAAGGGAAGGAUUCUUAUCCUGUAUAUCAUCGACGGGACAACGGUCGCAGUGCUCAUGUCCGAGGUCAGACGCUGGAUAAUAGAUGGGUCGUGCCGUACAACCCUUACCUCCUCCAUAUGUUCAACUUCCACAUUAACAUCGAGGUGUGCUUCAGCAUCAAGGCAGUCAAAUAUAUUUACAAGUACAUCUACAAGGGAGGAGACCGAACGUCGAUGAAUUUUGAGCAGCCUGACAGCGACGGAAACAUUGACGAGAUCAAGAGAUAUAUUGACGUGAGGUGGGUUACUCCACCAGAAGCUUUGUGGAGGAUCUUUGGCUUCAACCUGUACGAUAACUCGCCAUCAGUCCUACAGCUGCCGCUUCAUCUUCCGGGUAUGCAUAUGGUAUCGUUCAACGCGAAGGAGGAUCUUAGAGACGUAGUCGAGCGGGAGAAGGCAUCAAAAUCAAUGCUCACGGAGUAUUUUGAGGCCAACCAAACACACGAGUGUGCAAGAACCAUACUAUAG